AUGAAGUCGUUCGUUGCCGCUGCCGCAUUCGCUUGGUUCACCGUUGCAAACGCUGGAACUGUCGUCUGGGACGGUUCCUUUACACCAUUCUCGUCGCCUUCCGACUUUGACAAAUGGCAUGUAGACUAUUUCUGUCCGACAUGGGCCAACCAGGUCGGCACCUACCAAUGGUACAUUCACGGUAGCGGUCCAACAUCGUCCUAUCUCAACCCCGGCGCUGCCUACAAGAACCCCGCCGUCACUAGGGAGGACAAGGGUCUCAAGCUUACCGUUGACUCGACCUCUCACUGGAAUGGCCAGACCAUGAUGAGAACAGAACUCAUCCCCCAGACCUCGGCCAAUUUGGGAACGGGUCAGAUGUACUAUCACUUCUCGCUCAAGCGCGAGUCCGUCAACCCCCCUGGAACCUCGGAGCACCAAGUCAUGUUCUUUGAGUCUCACUUUACUGAGCUCAAGGUUGGUGUUGGCUCCGACCCGACCGCUCUCAGCUGGUGCAUCAACGGCCAGCCGAAGUGGAGCACACCAUUCGUCGCAGGAACCUGGUACAACUUUGCAUAUGAUAUCAACUUCUCGGGUAACACUGUCGGUCUAUGGGCUAGCACUGGCUCCAACCCACUCCAAAGGGUCAUGUCCAACCAGUCUGCUAGCACUUCGACCAACAGCGCUGACUGGCACGUCGGUGUCCUCCGUCUUGGCGACAGUACGACCGAGGAUUGGUACAUCUCGGGUGUCUACAUCGAGAGCGGUUCUCUCACUACCAGCAUCGGAAGUGGAACAGUCUCUACUACCUCGACUCAGACCACGGUUAGCGAGUCAACAUCGACAUCGACUUCGACCUCAACAAGCCGUUCCACCUCGACCUCAACUUCGACUUCGACUUCCUCAUCCACUCGCACGAGUUCGAGCAGCACCUCGCGCUCAACAUCAACUUCCACGUCGACGAGCUCGGCAAGUGGACCAGGCCAGACUCUCUGGGGACAGUGCGGAGGCCAGAACUGGACCGGUCCUACGACGUGCGCCCAGGGUACCUGCAAGUACUCGAACCCAUGGUACUCGCAAUGCCUCAACUAA
Serendipita indica DSM 11827 is the source of this 1071-nucleotide messenger RNA. The record is from the annotation of a GenBank genome assembly. NCBI's taxonomy places the organism in Eukaryota, Fungi, Basidiomycota, Agaricomycetes, Sebacinales, Serendipitaceae.